Messenger RNA from Knipowitschia caucasica, 480 nucleotides. The record is from the annotation of a GenBank genome assembly. Lineage: Eukaryota; Metazoa; Chordata; Actinopteri; Gobiiformes; Gobiidae.
AUGUGCUCUCACCUGAAGCCGAGUCUGAGCAGAAAAUUAAGGGACCGUCCCCGCAGUGCACCCUGGGCACCGCGUACUCACAGCAGCAGCUCCUGUGGUAAAGAGCUUACAGUCUACGGCAGAACUGAGGUGAAGCUGAAGACAAGUGUGCAACGUGUGUGCAACAAGUCACACAUGAGCCUCAAACAGACCGGCUUUGAAGAUCAUGUUAUCGAAUCAACUUGGACCCUCAAGACAACUGACCAGUAUCAUCCCAAUAUUCAACAAGAUGAGAUUUCAUUUGUUGCACUUGAAAGAAAAAAGAAAAAAAAAAAAUACGUUGGGAGCAAACUGACCACGGUGGAUGGCCACGCUCUGCGGCGGAGCCAGCGGUGCGUCUGUGUGGACGUGGUGGGAGUGAGAAGCGGGACAUGGAGAGCUGUCAUUUACAUGGAGAGCAAGAUUCCAGCAAAGACAUCAGAGGAAGGCUCUCCUAUAUGA